Molecule: messenger RNA, 3298 nt
Organism: Corythoichthys intestinalis (scribbled pipefish)
Lineage: Eukaryota; Metazoa; Chordata; Actinopteri; Syngnathiformes; Syngnathidae
Gene: wars2
Product: tryptophanyl tRNA synthetase 2, mitochondrial
Exons: 7
Coding region: 565-1365 (266 amino acids)
Biological process (GO): mitochondrial tryptophanyl-tRNA aminoacylation
Cellular component (GO): mitochondrial matrix; mitochondrion
Molecular function (GO): ATP binding; tryptophan-tRNA ligase activity
Source: RefSeq, a predicted model, not a curated record
UGUUUGGCUUUCCUCCAACCACACAGCCAUCGCCAAGAUUCCUCGGAUGAAAACUUGUCUUCUGCAGCCGCCAUAUGCUGAAGACAUUACACGCUUUGUGUGUGUGGAGUAAAAGUCUAAAGGAGGGGCAGAAAACGCGAAGGGCGACGACUUUGGAAGGUUACGUACACGUUAGCGCCAUGUUUUCACACUUUUCCCGGAAUAGGUGUUCAUUUGUCUGGCGGUGAUCGUGUGUGGUAAUGUCCGCAGGGGCCGAAGGUCAAGCGCAAACAUGGUGUGGAGGAAAUGGUUCCGUCUUAAUCUUGGACAGAUGAGCCUUCGAAAAAAGCUGCCUCACGAACAGCCUUGGAAAAACAACCGUCACGUCAUGAGUCUUCAGGAACCCAACGGGUUUUCUCCGGCAUCCAGCCAACGGGCGUCCCCCACCUGGGCAACUACCUGGGCGCCCUGGAGAACUGGGUGUCCCUCCAGGACCGCUACCCAUCGGUGUUGUACAGUGUGGUGGACCUCCAUGCCAUAACGCAACCCCAGGAUCCCCAGGCGCUCAGGGCCAACACACUAGACAUGGUGGCCAGCCUGCUGGCAUGCGGCGUCGACCCACAAAAGGCUAUCCUCUUCUGCCAGUCACAGGUGCCCGAGCACGCUGAACUGUCAUGGAUCCUCGGAUGCCUGACCAGCAUGCCGCGGCUGCGACACCUGCCACAGUGGAAGAUGAAGAGCAACCAGAGGAAUGAAGGCAGCGUGGGUCUGUACACAUAUCCUGUCCUCCAGGCUGCGGAUAUUCUUCUUUACAAGUCCACGCAUGUGCCCGUCGGCGAGGACCAGAUCCAGCAUCUGGAGCUGGCCCAGGACCUGGCUCGAAUCUUCAACAAACGCUUCGGCGAUGGCUUCUUCCCACAACCCCAAGCUUUGCUGAGCUCCACCCGAAAGGUCAAAUCCCUGCGCGACCCUUCGUCCAAAAUGUCCAAAUCAGACACACAGACCAUGGCGACCAUUUACAUCACAGACUCUCCAGAUGACAUCGCCCUGAAAAUCCGCCGCGCUGUCACCGACUUCACCUCGGAGGUGACGUACCAUCCGGAGACGAGGCCUGGGGUGUCCAACCUGGUCAGCAUCCAUGCCGCUGCCGCCGACAUAGAUGUGGAUGAGGCCGUGUCAAGGGCCCGAGGUUUGGACACGGCGGCAUACAAGAAUGUGGUGGCCGAAGUGGUGGUCCAAAGGCUAGGGCCCAUUCGGGAGCGGUUUGAGCAGCUCAGGGCCGAACAUUCCCACCUACAGGCCGUGUUGGACAAGGGGCGGCGAAAAGCAAGAGAGUUGGCCACGCCCGUGCUACAGGAAGUUAGAAGAUUGGUCGGAUUCUGUUGAUGGGCGGAUUUGCAACCGGACACUGCCCAAUUGAAUUGAAAUCACAGGUUUACAUCCUGCUGACAAGUUUUAAAACAUUUUUCUAUUUAUUCCGACUGGAUCAUCGUGAAAACAAAAAAUACAAACAAUAUAGAGACAUUUUUUUACCUGUGCUGUUGAGGGUCCAGUUUGUCAUUAAAAAAAAAAAUCCAAUAAUGCAGAGUCAGUUCCAAAGACUGCUUUUCUAUUUAUCAAGGAUGGAUUGUGAUUAUACAAAUACACAUUGUGAAAUAUUAAUCAUUUUUUCCCAAGACAUUUUUAACUUAAAAGGUCUGCCCCACACUCUGCUGGCAAUCACGAAAGACUUGGAACAGGUCCAUUUUUCUAUUUGAUCACAUCAUAGUUUAUUUACGCCUCAAUUUUUUUUUUCUGUUUGGACUGUAUCAUGAUUACAAGCCAUGAUAUUUAAAUAUUAAACUGUCAUAUAAAUAUUUUGUAAUUUUAUUGCAUGUUUUUUUUUUUUUUUCGGUUACGAGAACUCAUUAUGGUUAGGUUCUGUUGACUGGCAAUUUAGAAUUUUUUUUUUUUUUUUUUUUUUUUUAAAUUGUUGAACCCAUACUGAAAUAUCAAACAUUUUAAAAUUGAAAUGUACUCCAUUUUAGAUUCCUCUGCAUUUUGAGAUAGCAUAGCGUGUUGGUUGUCUGUUUUUAAAGAAUUGAUUUGUAAGAGUAUGUUAAUACAUGAAAUGGGUAUUAUACCAAAAUAUAUAUGAAAAAGAUAUACAAGUUAGUCUAAUUAUGCAAACUGUUUUCAUCAUGUAAAAAAAAAUUACAAUUGUUUUUUUUAAUGUGUUAAAAAGAAUGGGCCAUGGUGAUUCUUUGAUAUACAACAUUUUUCCAAUUGGACAAAUACUACAGGUUAAAAAUGUACAACUACAAAAAAUUAACGUUUUGAUAUAAAAACAUACAAAAUAAGACCCCAAUUAACCAACUCCGGGAAAGUGGACACGACACUGCAGAGAUAGGUGUUUCUAAUCAUGCAUAUAAACAAAGAAACAUUUGAGAAAGGAAUCCUGAUUUAAAUUAUAACAAUUUGUACACGAUUUGAUUUAAAAACAUAAUUCACUACACACAAGCACACACUGCUUCGCACACUUUUCAGUAACAACAGCCUAAAAAAUGUUUUUCACUUCUUAAAAUAUAUGAAAGGACCUAAAAUCCAAAAAAAAAAAAAAAAACACCUUUGGUCUCCCCUUUUUGAAGUACAGUAAUGUAUUUUAUAUUGGUUUCUAAUUUAGACAAUAUGUGCUAGAGUGCUUUAUGCACACUCUUAAGAACGCAACAAAUAUAACUAAAAACUGCAUUUUCUCCACUUGUUUACUUCAAAAUGGUUACAUUACUCCACUAAAUAAUUUUGAUGAAGUAUAAGUCUUGGUGUGUGUAUGCGUGUCGGUGUGUGUGAGGGGAGGGUGUGUGACGAAGAUCUCCUUGCGUGGCGCACGCUCGUGCGUGUUUUACAACCCUAAUUGAUGUUUUUUCCACGCUUGAGUUAUUGCAGGGGUCACUCGGGGUCAACGACUAAUUGAAUACUGAAAGCAGAUAGUCCACGCAUGCGCACCAUGUGCAGAUGAAAAGCAACAAAGGCAAUCUAAAAAAAAUAAAUGUUGGAAAUAAGGGGAAAAAAUAUCAGGCCUAAAAAAACUACAUUUGACAUUUUUUACUGUAAAAAAUGUUUCCAUAUUUUAAAAAAAUAUAAAUUGUGUAACUGUAUAUAUUGAUACACUACAUGUCAUAAUGUCAUACAUAAAUGUGUCCUUCUCAUAAUAAAGCGCAUGUUUAAUCUUGCAGGCUAUACGUGUUUUGCAGGUGAAGCACGUGUAAAGAGCCGCAAAAAACAUUUUUUGGACGUGCCUGGUAAAUAGCGAAUAAUUCCAAAUUUAACAACAUUAAGCACA